Messenger RNA from Geodia barretti, 1143 nucleotides. The record is from the annotation of a GenBank genome assembly. Lineage: Eukaryota; Metazoa; Porifera; Demospongiae; Tetractinellida; Geodiidae.
AUGGUUAUGGAGAAACUACCCAAACUUGAAAUUGAAGACCUGCUGCUCGAAGAGGUGCCAGACAUCAAAUACUCGGAUAUUGGUGGAUUGAAUGAACAGAUUGAGGCGAUUCGGGACGCUAUUGAAACGCCUUACCUCUAUCCCAAUGAAUACAAGGAGUUCCAGUUAAAGCCUCCGAAAGGUGUGCUGCUCUACGGUCCCCCCGGCUGCGGAAAAACGUUAAUUGCCAAGGCAGUCGCCAACAGUUUGGCUGCUAGGGUCAGAGAACAGACAGGUAGAGAUGAUGUUGAAAGUUAUUUUAUCAAUAUCAAGGGUCCAGAGCUACUCAAUAAGUAUGUUGGCGAAACGGAGCGAAAGAUUCGAGAAGUCUUCCAGAAAGCCAAGGACAAAUCCAAAGAAGGGGUUCCUGUCAUUAUCUUCUUUGAUGAAAUGGACUCGCUUUUCCGAUCCAGAGGCAUGGGCAUUUCGUCCGAUAUGGAGUCAACGGUUGUGCCCCAAUUCCUCGCUGAGAUCGACGGUGUCGAAGGGCUCAGAGAUGUGGUUGUGAUUGGUGCAAGCAACCGCCAAGAUCUCCUAGACCCCGCCGUUUUGCGUCCCGGUCGAUUGGACAUCAAGAUCAAGAUCGAUCGCCCCGAAGCUGACGGUGCCAAGGAUAUUUUUGCCAUAUACCUGACACCUGGCCUGCCGAUUGCCCCUUCAGUGUUGGAACAGUUUGAUGGCGAUCGAGAAAAAGCGGCUGAGUCUCUCGUGGAACGGGCGAUUGAGAGGAUGUAUGCGACCACCGAUGAAAACAAAUUCAUCGAGGUUACUUACAAUCGUGGGGAACGUGAGACCCUUUACUUCAAGGAUUUUGCAAGUGGUGCGAUGAUUGAAAACAUUGUUGAUCGUGCCAAGAAGAUGGCGAUCAAACGACUGAUUGAUUCUGAAGGGAAAGAGAAGGGCAUUACCUUUGAUGACCUUGAUAUGGCGAUCCAAGAAGAAUAUAAAGAGAACGAAGAUCUGCCUAACACCACCAAUCCCGACGAUUGGGCGAAGAUAUCGGGACGGAAAGGUGAUCGAAUCGUCAACAUUAAGGCGUUGACCCACGAGCAAGAGCCGAAAAGACGGGAUGUGAAAACCGUCAAAGGUGGCGCUUACCUCUAA